AUGGCCUCUCAUGCUGUUAUUUGGCGAGAGGUGUGGUGGUUGCUCGAGGAGAGGGGCGGGGAGUUAACUGAGCGCGUGCUGAAGGUACAAGCGCAUCCUCGGGUCCUGGACUUCCGUCUCGGUAGCACCUCGAAGCGCCAGAAUGCUGGCAAUGUUAUUGCCGAUCGUUUUGCGAAGUGGGCAGCUCAGGCGUCCAGGACUCCUGAGGCCCAGCGCGAUGCCAUCGCCAACCGAGCCAAGAUACUGAAGGCUUGGUGCAGGUGGAUCUCCAAGGUCGGGGAGGGCGACGACACGUUCCACCCGUCGCAG
Molecule: messenger RNA, 309 nt
Organism: Prorocentrum cordatum
Lineage: Eukaryota; Dinophyceae; Prorocentrales; Prorocentraceae
Source: the annotation of a GenBank genome assembly